CAGACUCUAACAUGGUGCAGUUUACUUUAGAUAGUCAUCCAUUCAUAUACUUUAGUUUAGAUCUACGUUACUACGUAUCUUCCACUGCAAGCUAGCUAGCCUAUAAAUAGUAUCAGGAGGCGCACCAUAUCAUAUAGCAACUCACCUUCUCUUGCUCCGCAUAUUCACCUCUCUAGCUACAAAGCUGGCUCUGCAACAAUGGCUGCAGGUGGUGCUUCUCUUCUUGCUGCUGUCGUUGUUUUCUCCAUGCUGAUCACGUCUUCCCUGGGGGCCCCGAGGCCUUUAUGCAGCGAGUGCGAGACACAAUGCCCUACCAGCUGUCAGGCGGAGGCUGAAACCUUCUGCAGUGGCUACUGCCGCCGCGGCGGAGGCCUUCGGGAGGGCUGCCGGAGAUCCGUCUUUGAGGACUGCACCGUAAAGGGUACCUGCUGCAGUAGCAACGGCACAUGCACUUGCGACUGCAACACUGUGGCUGAAAGGAGUUGCAUCAGCAUCAGCGACGGCACCCUACAAUGUGAACCUUGCAAGCGCAGCAUAUCCGACCAGUGCGGUUCCACCUGUAGGAAUGACUGCAACAACAACUGCAAGAAGAAAGGGUGCCGCCAUGCCUAGGAAUAACAUGUAGUCGACCCGCUGCCUUGCAUAAGAAAUAACAUGGCUCACCGUAGUCGUGCGUAGACUUUUGUAGCAGCCAUGACCUCGUUCUGUGGGAUGGCAUAGAAUGAAUUAAUGGGUUGUGGCGCAUCACAUCCAGCGUUUUAGCUGGGGAUUUGCAUUCUGUUUAUCUAUACUGAAUGAUAAUAUGAAAAAGGAAAGAAAUUUCACAAAGUUGACACGGUGUGAAAUUACCGUCCUUCCAUAGAGCUUGCGUACGUGUGUUGAUUGGCUUCUAUACAUCAGCUUGUCCAUCCAAGUAUGCAUUUGUGUGUCGUUGUAGUAUCCAAUAAUACUUGAAGGUGAUGCAUGCCUUCGCCGUGCCAUUUACUUUCUUUCGUUGUGGAGGAAA
Messenger RNA from Aegilops tauschii subsp. strangulata, 1006 nucleotides. The record is from RefSeq and is a predicted model, not a curated record. NCBI's taxonomy places the organism in Eukaryota, Viridiplantae, Streptophyta, Magnoliopsida, Poales, Poaceae.